CGUGAGGGGCCGUUGGCCGGCCCGAGGCGUGGCGGGGACGCGCGGCGGUGGCGGCAGCAUGGCGGCCGCCGCGGCAGCGGCUGAGAGGGCUGGGGCCGACCCGCCGGCCACCUGCCCCGGCGGCGCGGACAGCGGGAACGUCUCGCAGAGCCACAGCAGCGCGUCCGGCCUCGGGGAACCGGAGGACGAGGACGCCUGGGAGGCGUCGCUCGGCGCCACCGCCGCCGCCUAUUCCGCCUACCUGCUGGCCGACCGCAGCCUCUUCAGCGAGCAGAUAGAAAGCUUAGACAAGAGUCUAGAAGAUUUGCUGACCAGAGUGGAUGAGUUUGUGGGAAUGCUGGACAUGAUUCGAAGUGAUUCCUCUCAAGUUGUCAAUGAAAGUAUACCUCAAAUUUACACAAAAGCUACGGAAAUGAGACAGAUAUACAGGAAGAUUGACAAACUAGAGGCUUUUGUGAAGAUGAUUGGAAGCAGCGUAGCUGGACUGGAAGAACGGGUCAUAAAAGCAGAAACAGACCUUGGAGCUUUUCCAAGCACAUUCAAGAAAAUCUUGCACACAAUCAGCAUGCCAUCCUUCCUUAAUAAAUCGUCUUCCUCACGACAACAACAGACCCUCUAUGAACCUCCAGUCCUCUUCAAGACUGAAGACUAUUUUCCAUGUCUUAACGAAGCACCUUAUUGAUGACUUUUACUUUGGGAUUGAUACGAAUCAGCCAGAAUAAAGACAGCCAAGCGAACAAAAGAAAUGCUAACCUCAAAAUAGCUGCAUUUCUGAGCGUUAUUGAUGGCAUAUUGCCAUUCUGAUUGUCUUCCUUCAGGCAGUAUUUUCAGGUAAUCUUUGUGUACAUUAUUUCAAAAGUCUUCCUUAAACACAGUAUAAAUUUUCAGAUUAUAUUGGUGAAGAAACUUAAGAAUACAUUUGCUUUUUUUUUUUUUUGAAUUGUGAAAUAAUAGGAAACAUACUUUGUACAUAAAUCUUUUAACACAAAUAUCUGUGCUGCUGCAAGUGUAAAUAGCUAUACGACAAGGAUGUCUUUUUUUUUUUUCUUUUUUUUCACUAAUGUACUGAUUGAAUGGAAAGAAAAACUGUAUAAAAUCAUCUACUCCAAGUUUUGGAACCUGGUCCCUGCAGUUUGUACAGAGAAAUGCACCACAUUGGGACAUACAAGUUGCAAGGGGAGGACUCGGAAGAUCAGCGAGGAGUCAAGGGCAUGGCUCGAUGCUUUGUGAACUGGGACUAGAUCAUGUGCAAAUAUCCUGCUACCACUGAUGAUCAUGAGGUCACGGUGACCUUAGCUUCUAAUUAUUGCAGUGUUGUGUUUUUUGAUGUGUAACCAGGUGGGCACGAUAUAUAUAUGUAUUUUUAUAUAUAUAUCCUGUCAAAAAGUAUUGAAGUUGAGGCAGGGAUGUCCCUGGACGGAGCCUCAAUCGGGUGCCUGACCAGGCUGUCUGCUUUUCCCUCAUAACCCUCCAUGUGGUUACUGGGGCUCCCCGCACUGAUUGCAGUGAGAGUAUAUUAUCAAUAAACUAACAGCUAUCUAA
Chroicocephalus ridibundus (black-headed gull) is the source of this 1542-nucleotide messenger RNA. RefSeq names its product biogenesis of lysosomal organelles complex 1 subunit 4 (gene BLOC1S4). The coding region runs from base 59 to 682 and encodes 207 amino acids. Gene Ontology annotation, cellular component: BLOC-1 complex. The transcript is spliced from 5 exons. Lineage: Eukaryota; Metazoa; Chordata; Aves; Charadriiformes; Laridae. The record is from RefSeq and is a predicted model, not a curated record.